Messenger RNA from Penaeus indicus, 2483 nucleotides. RefSeq names its product alpha-2-macroglobulin-like. The record is from RefSeq and is a predicted model, not a curated record. Gene Ontology annotation, cellular component: extracellular region. NCBI's taxonomy places the organism in Eukaryota, Metazoa, Arthropoda, Malacostraca, Decapoda, Penaeidae.
AUGCCGUGGCGUUGCCGCGCUCACUCAGCUGUGCCCAUCACUGCCUCAGCUGCCUGCCCUCCUGCCAUAAACAUGAAAGCAUUUGUUCAAUAUGUCCUUGUUAUGACCCUGGAGUAUCAGACCCUGAACGACCAGUACAAAAUUAAUCGUACCACACGACCCACUGUGGAUAUUCUAAUCAAACCAAUCAAAGUGGAGGCUGAAGGAUUCCCAAGAGAAAAAGCAUGGACCAAAUACAUUUGUUCCAGUGAUAUUAAUGAAAAUGCAGACUUUUUAGAGAUUUGGAAGGUAGAACCACCACCACUCAUUGUAGAAGACUCAGCCAGGGGUUGGGUGACUGCAGGUGGUGACCUUCUGGGACCUACACUUGAGAAUCUUGGCUCCCUUGUAAAAAUGCCAUGGUGUGGGGAACAGAAUAUGUUGAAUUUUGCACCAAAUAUUUUCAUCCUUCAAUAUCUGGAUGCUUCAAAUCAAACAACACCAGCAAUUGCAAAGAAAGCUAUUGACUACAUGCAAAAAGGUUAUGAACAGGAGCUGCACUAUCAACAUUUUGAUGGAUCCUUCAGUGCCUUUGGAUUCUCUGAUGCAUCAGGCUCAACAUGGCUCACUGCUUUUGUCCUCAAGUCCUUUGCACAAGCUCGCCAAUAUAUUCAGAUUGAUGCAUAUGAAGUGGACAUGAGCCUUGAUUGGCUGAAAUUGCGUCAGAUGGAGAAUGGAUGUUUCCAAUCUGUGGGGAAAGUCUUCCAAAAAGGCAUGAAGGGUGGUAUUGAUGGAAGUGGUUCUCCAGUACCAUUAACAGCCUAUGUGUUGAUUUCCCUCCUUGAAGCGGGUGAAGUGACAAGCAGUCGUGCAGUCAUGAAAGCAACCUUCUGUUUAGAUGCUGAUACAUCCAAUGAUCCCUACACUUUAGCUUUGAAAGCCUAUUCGCUUUCUCUCGCUGAUUCCCCUAAGGCAGAACAAGCAGUGCAGAACCUUAUUAAUAUAGCAGAAGAGACCACCAAUUUAAUGCACUGGGAGCUUCCAGCUGGUUCAGGAAAGAGUCAAGCUGUUGCUGUAGAGACAGCUGGUUAUGCAGUUCUUUCAAUGAUGACCUUAGAUGCACCCAAAUUUGAGCUUCAAGCCAGAAAAAUAGUGAAAUGGAUAUCUUCACAGAGAAAUGGCCAAGGAGGAUUCAUAUCAACUCAGGAUACUGUUGUUGCACUCCAAGCUCUGGCGAGUUUCGAGGCUCACCAAAAGAAAGAGGCUGUCAACCUGGUCAUCACUGUGGAAGGUGAAGCACUUGAGCAUGCAUUCUUUGUAGACGAAUCCAAUAAACUUCUUCAACAGCAAGUGAAUCUGCCAUCACUACCUUCCAAUGUCAUUCUGGACAUGGAGGGAGAAGGAUGUGCCCUUGUUCAGACUGUCCUGAGAUAUAAUGUUCCUGAUGCUACAGCAAGUGAUGCCUUUUCCUUGUCAGUCACCACUGAAGCAAUCGCAGAUAGGAAAUGCAUUACAAAGAAGAUUAAGGCUUGUGCUUCCUACUUAUUAUCUGAUCAGAAAUCCAACAUGGCUGUUAUGGAAUUUAACUUAAUUUCUGGAUACAUACCACAUAAAGCGGACCUUAAACAAGUUGUUGGUUAUGGAACUGGCAUAAUCAAACACUAUGAAGUUGAUGGCAGCAAAGUUAUGUUCUACAUUGAUGAAUUUUCACCUGAAGACCUUUGUGUGGAGUUCCGAGUAAUUCGGGAAAUUGAUGUUGAAGAUGCCAAGCCUGGGACUAUUAAGGUGUAUGACUAUUAUCAGCCCGAGUUCUCCAUAAGUAAGAGUUAUGUUCUACCACCUCCAGAUGAAUGCAGAAUCAGUUUGGUUCCCAUUGAAGCUAUUGCCAUUGAAGGAGAUAUCAUUGUAGAGCCAGAAAAUGGAACGACCACUCCCUCAUCAGCUGUUGGAGAUUUUGUUGCCUUAUUAGAUGAAAUGCCUUGAAGAUAAAAGAAAAAUAAGUAUAUCUAAUAGUGGCAUGCUUAUUGUAGAUCAUGUUAACUUGUUGCUAUAGUGUAGUGUUCAUAUUCACCUGUCAAGCAAAAAUUAUAUAUAUAUAUAUAUAUAUAUAUAUAUAUAUAUAUAUAUAUAUAUAUAUAUAUAUAUAUAUAUAUAUAUUGUUUUUGGUUAGGAAACAGAAAUGGAAUGGGUUAUAUGUGGAUUUAAAAAAAAAUCCUUGCUUUGGAAGAAUGAUAACGAAGCCUGUUCUUCAAAGGUAUCAGUAGUUUUAAGGUUAUUUUUAUAUGUUUUUAUUUUGUUAAAGAAUGAGGUAAACCUUAGAUACCAUAAUAUUCAGUGGUUUGAAGUGUAUGAAGGUAUACAAAUGGAUUUAAUUUUUUUUAAAGAAAAUCUGUCACAUUUUGUAUUUUCUGCAUAAACAUUGUAAAGUUGAACAUGGAACGAUUUUGUAAUAUCCCAUGGAAUGUAUCAUAAUAUUUUGGGAAGAUGUUUUACGAUGAAAUGAA